This is a messenger RNA of Hydractinia symbiolongicarpus, 1752 nucleotides long. Its product is annotated as 5-methyltetrahydropteroyltriglutamate--homocysteine methyltransferase-like. NCBI's taxonomy places the organism in Eukaryota, Metazoa, Cnidaria, Hydrozoa, Anthoathecata, Hydractiniidae. The transcript is spliced from 4 exons. Bases 88 to 1185 code for a protein of 365 amino acids. The record is from RefSeq and is a predicted model, not a curated record. Gene Ontology annotation, molecular function: zinc ion binding; 5-methyltetrahydropteroyltriglutamate-homocysteine S-methyltransferase activity.
GAUGGACAAAAGGGUUAAUGUCGUGUUACUAUCGCGCGAGUUUAAACUAACAAACAGACCUCAUUCAUCAGGCUUGCCAACAACAAGAUGAACGUUUGUGAAGAAACAAAAUGCGGCUUACGAACAACUCUAAUUGGGAGUAUGCCGAAACCUGAUUAUCUAAAGAUACCUUGCUGGAUAUCUAAUGGCAAAGAAAACCCAAAUUACAUUGCUAACUACAACGAUGUAAAAAAACAAUUUACUUCUGAGCAGUUGCAAGAUCAAGUGGAAAAGGCAAUUAGAGAAACCAUAAAUUUUCAAAGUUCUAUUGGGAUUUCAGUUGGAACGGACGGCGAAAUGGGUCGUAAUCAGUAUGUAUAUAGUUUUUGUCGCAACUUGAAUGGCUUUGAUUUCGAUAAUCUAAAGGAGAAAAUCUGUCGCAAUAAUAGUUGGGUUGGCAAUCUUCCACAAAUUAUUUCCAAACUGUCAUUGAAACCUGAGAAUGAACGAUCAGAUCCUCAAGAGGAAUGGAGAAUGGCCCAAAACAUGUCUUCCAUACCUAUCAAAUACACCAUUCCAGGCCCUUUAACAAUUGCAGAUACUACGGCUAAUGAAUUCUAUGAAGAUGAAGAGGAACUUUCAAGUGAUCUUGUAAAUUGCAUAAACCAUGCAGUGUUAGGAUUAGCGAAGGAAGGCUGUAAGUAUAUUCAGAUUGAUGAGCCUGUGUUGGUGAGAUAUCCAGAAAAAGCUUUAAAAUUUGCAAUAAAGUCAUUGCAAAAAUGUUUUGACGGUGUUCCGGAUGAUGUGACGAAAAUAGUUCAUAUGUGUUGUGGUUAUCCAGUGUAUCUUGACCAAACAGACUACCAGAAAGCAGAUCAAGAUGCUUACAUGAAGGUAGCGGAUGCUUUAGACCAGAUAGGUCUUGACAUGAUUUCAUUGGAGGAUGCUCACAGAAGAAACAGUAUGGAGCUAUUUAAGAAAUUUAAAAACACUACGAUAAUUCUUGGUGUCAUCGAUGUAGUUAAAAGUCGUGUUGAAACUGUUGACGAGAUAAAGAAUCACAUCAAAGAAGUUCUUGAUUACAUUCCCUUGACAAGAUUGGUGAUCGCACCAGAUUGUGGAUUGAUAUUUUUACCACAGGAUAUAUUAGAAAAAAAGUUGAAAAAUAUGGUUGAAGCAGCAAAAUCAUUUUCUAUCGCUGAUUGAGAUUUAUAUAUCACUUAUUUGUCUUAUAUUUCUUUUGUGUAUUAUCGUUCGUUUGAUUGUGUACUAUCGUUCUUUCGAUUGUGUAUUAUCGUUUAUUAUCUCUUGUUAUCACUUAAACAUGUGUAUUAUCGUUUAUUAUCGUUUAUAAAAUUAUAUGUCUUACUUAAAUACAACACCGAACAUACGUCCGCACUGUUAAAAAAAAUUUUUUCUACACACCAGUGUUUCAACAAACAUGAUUUUGGUUUUGUAUUGACGACAAGCGACCUUCUUUUUUCUAAGUUCAUUUUCGCUAUUGCCGAACACUAAUGUUGUCACCUGAUUUAGAAAAAAAAAACUUGUUUCUUUUUAAAUCAAGUUUUUGUCACCCACCAAACUAGGCGCUGUAAGCUCCGCCAAAUUUUCUUUCCACUGAUAUUCUGCCAACAUCUGUUUUCGUAUGGUGCACUCCUGACAUUAUGUGUGGUAUUAAAUGACGGCAUAGCCUCUAUUUCGCGUAUAUGCAUCGCAAAACAACUCGCUUUUUACAAUAUCCUAUUACCGAGCGUGACAGAUUAGUUCUUUAAA